UCCAUGCGCCUCAACUUCAUUCAUUUUGGAAAAAGUUAUAUUGUGCGUGUAUGUCUCAAAAAAAUGGCGAAUGAUAAAUUUCUGUUCAUUGUUUGAUAUAAAAGCACAAUCCUUAUAAAUAUUUUAGCAACUCUACUCAUUUGUUUGUGUGAUUGUGAUAAAAACGUCCGUGGAAUGGCUGACGCCUUGGUGGAGCGGAGGCCCCCCGCUCGCUUCUUUUGCCACAGGUGUAACAUUGAAUUUGAAGAUGUUUUACAGGACUACACAUGCCCAUACUGCGCGAGUGGGUUCAUUGAGCAGUUAGAGAACGAGACGGAGGCACCAGCAUCGGGCGACGACUUCAGCGACGCCGACAUGAGCAACCUGGAGGAGAUGAGCACCAUCGACGAGCUGAGCCAACUCGAGGAGCUCGAUGAGAUCCACCAGCUCACUAACGUCCCACCAAUGCUAAAUGAUCUGGCGUUUCUCAUGUCUGGCGGUCGGCUACGGGGUGCGGGUCGGAGAGAAACACUGAUGGAGCAGUUAGUGUGGAUGAUAGGGGGCGCCCGCGGCGGCGCCGGCGUCGCGGCCGGGGCGCCCUUCGUGCUGGUGGGCGCGCCCGGGGACUACGUGUUUGGGGGCGAAGGGCUCGACGCAGUAGUGACGCAGCUGCUGGGCCAGCUAGAGAACGCGGGCCCGCCGCCGCUGCCGCGCGAGCAGAUCGCCGCCAUCCCCAGUGAGCCCGUCACUCCGGAACAAGCCGCCGCUAACACGUCAUGCUCCGUGUGCUGGGAGGCUUUCCAAGUAGGCGAAACAAUAUCCCGGCUAGAGUGCGACCACAUAUUCCACUCGUCGUGCAUCGCGCCGUGGCUGCAGCUGCACGCCACGUGCCCCAUCUGCCGGCGCUCGCUGCUGCCCGACGAGCCCGCCGCGCCGCGGGACGCCUCGCCCAGCCGCGACGCCGCCAGCGAGAGCAGCUCCGCGCCGCAGAGCGAAAGCUCCACUACGUCGCUGCCGAGACUGGUGCUGCGGCGGGCGGGCGCGCGGCGCGGGCCGCCCAGCAGCUCUAGCUGCUCGUCCAGCUCGGGCGCCGGCCCGCGGGGGCCCGCCGGCCCCGAGCCCGACGCGCGCUCCACCACCGACUCCACCAACUCCUCCAACUCCACGUCCUCGCUCAGCUCCAGCGACCGCGACCACCACGACCGGCAGCAGUACAACAUGGACAUUGACUUCGACUAGAUCCCCGCCGGUUCUGUGCGCCCGGUACCGAGACUUAUAUAGCGCGGCGACGGUGUGUCGGUUCGAUUAGUGUGAGUGAGAAAACAUUCGGACGGAUACUAUUUAUUGCGAGUGAUGCUUUUCGUAAUAAAAUGUUAAAUUUAAUUGACGGGACUGUUUCGUACUUUAGGAUUUGGGGGGCCCUCGGGGGCCCGAAAUUGGGGGCGCUCUUCGGUAUGCAUUGAUGUGCUACGCCUAGAUUCCGGUUUGAACCGUUCGAAGUUCUGAAGUUUGAAACCUUUAGAUGACUUGAAGAUAUAGUGACCCCUUGUUUGGUGUUAUUGUAUAUUAUCACCAGCACAUCGAUACAUACGACUCUAUACUACGUUGUGUACACCGUAGUAUACAAAACUAAUAAACAUCGCUUGCGCAUGUACCAUGUUUGACUCCAAAUUUCAAACUUACACGCACAUAGCUAAAUAGCUUUGGUUGAAUUAUAAUAUUUCUCCGUAGAAUAAUCACAUAUUCGGAGCGCCGAUGUUGUGUGCCUUUGAUUUCCAUUACAACUUGUAAACAUUGUCUACAUCAAAAUUGUUCUGUGUGUCCAAUUCAGUCUUCAACGUUGGGACAAGACUAGUCUUCCAUAGAAACUAGAUGUGUUUUUGAAAUAUUUUCUAGAAUCCAAAACAGUUUUGUCGACUGUAUGAUAAAUGGAUAAAAAUAUUUCAUUUGACAAGCAAUUGAAACAUAGUUUCAAUGGGAGAAUGGUUUUGAGUUUGACUAAAAAACACUUCUCUUACAACAUUGUUUUCGUGUAAAUUUUGUAAAUAUGUAUUAGUGUUUUAAGCAUCUGUUGCUAAUUGAUAUUGUUUAUGGAUUUACUAUGUAGUAUAUCCAGCCAGGGUUACCCUAGUAUGGUCGCUACGUGUAUAGAUAAACAGGUCGCGCAGCUGCAGUGGACAGUCACUUGACAAAUGUUACAUUUCCCAAAGGGUAAUCGUAGCAAUAUUCUAGUACGAAUAUUGCUAUCUUUUCCCCACUGCUCCACUGUUCGCUACUCGUUUACGAUGUCUUUGGACUAUUAUAAAGUUGGUGCUGUCUUAUUUACCUCAUAGCCUAAAUAGUUAGAAAAUUCUACUCUAGGCGUAUUUUACAACAGUCAAAUAUAGGAUAGUAACGGAAUGUUUCGUCGACUUUAUCAGAAAAAUGAGAAGUGCCUUCUUUUAGAUAUUUCAAGUUAUUUAGUAAUCGUUCUAAUAUCAUCUAUAUUGUCAGUAUGUAUGUUGUCAGUUUCACAAAUAAGUCUAUACCAUAUAGGUGUCGUGAUAUUGCAAUGAUUAUUAACCAAUGAAGGACUUUCCAAUCGGCGUUCCCCAAAAACACGAUAGAUGGCGUUGUUAAGUUUUUUCUUCGUUUAAACUUCUAAUUUCAUGGAUAACAGACAUAAAACAUGGACAUAAAAUAUGCAUCUUUUAUCUUUGUUUCUGGGUAUAAAUGAUGACCCUUUUUAUUACACCAAGGUACAAUUACAACUUCCACCCAUUAUUAUUCUGAUCAAAAUAAAGAGAAUCAAUAUAGGUAGCAACAUAAUUCUAUACAUAAUGUGAUCCAAAUAUCAAGCAACAAUUAGUUUUAUACCGGGUGUUAGUGACAUCGUAACGAAAAAUAAAUGGAACGUCUAUUUGAUUGUACUAAAAACGAUGAUAGGUGUUUUUCUUGUUGCAAAUGUUUAAUAAGAUUUUGAGUUUUUACUACGCCGCAAUGUAAACCAAACAACGCGAAACAGUCGCUAAACCUACCUACCUACGCGCGGCUACGUUACCCGUGCGUGAUACGAUGUUGAUACCUAGGUAGGAGUUUUCGUUCUCUUUUAUUUAGAUGCUUAUUAAAAUGUCCCUAACUUAUUAAAUACCCUACUCUUACCUUACCUUAAUCGUUAUUCCUUCGGAUGAAGUACCUAGGUACCCUAGAACAUGUCACGUCACGUAGGUAUGCAACAUCGCGUAUCCUACGCGGUAGGUAGGUAUCACACGCACUCACAUACACAACACCAUGCUCUUUAAUAAAACAUCAACAAUCUUCCAUACUCUUGCGUAGUAAAUGGUCUAUGAUCCAUAAUCAUAGUCGACACUACUCAUUUACAAAAUAAAACACUCACAAACACGAAAAAAAUAUCCUCGCAAAAUUUCACGCGAUUCGGGUCAAGGUUAGCAUUCGACUGAGCGGAAGCGAAAUUUUGCGACAGAAAAUUCCACAUAUCAACUCAGAAUAUACUUACACUCGGUAUAUGCUUCUCCCAUUACAUUACAUUUUUGAACAAUUAUGUACCCCAGUAAUGAGAAAAUAGGUAAUUAUCACGUUAAAGGGAACAACACCAUCUAUCGUGUGUUUGGGGAACACCGAUUGGAAAAUCCCUCUUUUGGACCUCGCAGCUAUAACUAUUCUAUUGUAAUCCUGGCCUUAAAUAUAGAGGAGAGAUACGUUUGAUGUUUUUUUUUUCUUUUAAUUUAAACUUUUUUACAAGUUGUUUUGUUGGAUGUUGUGAGAAUAUGUGGUCCCAGAAUUGGAUUCACAAUCAUUUUGUUGAAAUAAAGUUUGGAAUUUACUUGGAUGUAUUAGUUGGAGCAUGCUAAGGGUGGUUUCACACUACAUCCGAUCCGUGUACGUGAAUAAGCGAUCCGAAGUAGUUGUGUCUAUUUGUAUCUUACGCACUAUGUCCGAUUUCCGUCAUUGAAUAUCUCUAAGUAAUUUUCUACUAUCCGUCAUUCGGAUGUAGUGUGAAAACGCCCUAAGUGUGUGCGUUACACAGUGUGCCGUAUAUUUUAUACACAAUUUAUAAACAAAUGCAUGACUUAUGUUAUAUUAUCACACUUUGUGGAAGUCUAAUUUGAAAUUGCUCAACUGUUGUUCUUCAACAUUGACUAAAUUAGCAUUUUGUGGGGUGUAGAGUGCUGUGUUGGCAUAGUUUCGGAAAGCGUAAAGUACUUGCGAGUACUAAUGUAAAUUUAAAUAAACUGGACUCUAUUAUUCCGAAAAAAAUGUUGUAAAUUUGAUAUUUUAACUCUAAUUUAUAAAAAUGUUACAUACUGAACGAGUGAAUUGUGAUAAAUUGAAAUUAUCAUUGUUUUGGCCGCGGUCUUUUUACGACGUUACGUGUGUCUCUCGCUCCACCGUUUAGAGAGAGACUAGAGAGAGACAGUAUGAAUGUGGCCCAUUUUCUUUGUUAGGAUGAAAAGUACGACAGGGACAUUCCUGCGUUGUCUGUGAGAGUAUUUUUAUAUAGCUAGGAUAUUUUAUUUAAUCAUCAGAAAUAGUUUAAUGGCCUUUCAUAAAUACCAUUACAGCAGUAAGACUAAAAAUAAUCUACCCUAACCUGAUUACUUAAAGCCAGGCUUCGUACACUUGCUAUUUAACAAUCGUAUAGAGAAAGUAUACGUAGAAUUAGCAAAACCUAUGUUCCUACGUUAGGGUCGUACAUUUUGGAGUUGAUCACGCACGUUUUUCACCAAAAGAUUUUUGUUCAAGUUGAAAAGAAUUUAGGGAAAUUGCUUGUAUAUUUUGUUUUGUAAUUGAAGCACUUUUCCUAAGUUCGCCAAAGGGUCAUUCAAGAAAUGGCGAGGAAUCAGGUAAGUGCAACAGGUCAAACGGAACAUAAAUGACUAAAUCGAUGGUGAAACUAGUGCUUAUAAUUAUGCAUUUCAAUUAGGUCUGGGCUACGGCCCAGGUCUGCGACUGGUCUCUUAAGUGCUUUACUUAAGAUUAAAAUUUGAAUGUGUAUUUUUGUAUCAUCACUCAAUGUACUUAUACAAUUAUCUGUAAGUUAAAACGGGCUGUGAGUGACAACAGGUACCUACGCGUCUCACGCGCAAUCUCUUUUAACUUAGAGGUUAAAUUAAUGUAAAAAAAAAACAUAAAUUUAUCACAUCAUAGAAUGCAAAUUAUUAUCAAAUUUCUUAAGGGGUUCCAAGUAAUUUAUUAUUAAUUUAAAAAAAAAUCGUCUCUUCAAUUUGGUAUGGAACUGUGUCAAAUUGCCACAAAUAUAUUUUGACAAAGUUUCAUAUCGAAAGUGUUUACCUGACAAAAAGUUUUGUUACAUAAAAUGUAUACAGGCAGAUAGUAGUAGAAGUUUGUAAAAACGUAAAAAAUUAUUAAGGAAGUGUAAAUGUUAAAUUAAUAUUAAAUUUAAUGUAAAGUUUUCAAAAUAAAUACAGGCAUAUUA
This is a messenger RNA of Pectinophora gossypiella (pink bollworm), 5416 nucleotides long. Its product is annotated as E3 ubiquitin-protein ligase RNF126-like. Gene Ontology annotation, biological process: protein ubiquitination; positive regulation of DNA-templated transcription; ubiquitin-dependent protein catabolic process. The record is from RefSeq and is a predicted model, not a curated record. Bases 175 to 1218 code for a protein of 347 amino acids. Gene Ontology annotation, molecular function: ubiquitin protein ligase activity. Gene Ontology annotation, cellular component: cytoplasm; nucleoplasm. NCBI's taxonomy places the organism in Eukaryota, Metazoa, Arthropoda, Insecta, Lepidoptera, Gelechiidae. The transcript has 7 exons.